AUGGCGUACAAGAGAAUUUACAACAGCCCGAAAUUGGCUGAUCUUGGUUCAGGGAAUUCCCACAUUUGUGGAAUUGUGGAGAAUUUCGGGGGCCUUCAGUGCCUGCAAUGGCUGGAGUUUCGCCAUUCCAACCAGAUUUCCCUCACCACGAAUCUCGCAUCGGGUCAAGAUUUUAUUUGCGGGUUGCGCGAUUCAGGCAAAGUUCAGUGCCUGGGGAGAGAUUCAAAUGUCACUGAUCAUGACCCCAACGGGACUUACGAUGAUUUGGCCGCAGGAGGGCAGGCAUUUCUUGGCAUUGGUGGAAAGAGAAACAAUGUUUUGCGGAGUGCUAUAGGAGAAUGCAAUGUUGUACUGCACCAUUACAGGAGGCUUAAGAAUCCAUUUUCCCUGCUGGUUAGACGAGGAAGAAGCAGAGGCGGUCUUGGAAGAAAGGCCCAGCCAAUUGAUAAGUAUGGUAAAUGCUGGGAUUUUAGAAGAGUUUCAUUACAAGUGUUGCAACAAGUAACAAAUAAUUUUUCUGAGGAGCAUAGAAUUAGUGAAGGUAGUUUUAGGUCAGUGUACCAUGCGACAUUGGAAGAUGGGCGGAGAGUGGCCAUCAAGAGGGCUGAGUUUGGCAGCGGCAUAAGAUACCGGCAGGAGGACAACGACAAUGCCUUCCUCAAUGAGCUUGAGUUUUUGUCAAGGCUCCAUCACAAAAACCUAGUGAACCUAUUGGGCUAUUGUGAGGAUAACAAUGAGAGGCUUGAAAGCUCACAGCUCAUGUCGUGGACCGCACGGAUUCGCGUCGCCAUAGAUUCAGCCGGAGGGAUUGAGUACCUCCACGAGCAUGCUGUGCCACAAGUCAUCUACCGUGACAUCAAGUCAUCCAACAUAUUGCUGGACAACAGUUGGACUGCAAAGGUGUCCGACUUUGGGUUGUCCUUAAUGGGACCUCAAGAUGAUAAGUCUCACCUUUCAUUACAAGCAGCGGGUACGAUGGGGUACUUGGAUACAGAGUAUUAUAUGAUGAAAGUAUUAACUACCAAGAGCGAUGUGUACAGUUUUGGAGUAGUACUCCUCGAGCUGUUAUUGGGAAAGAAAGCCAUUCAUAACAGUGACGACGGGGAGGCAAGGAAUGUGGUCAGUUAUGCUGUUCCGAACAUACAGCAAGAUAAUAUUGCUUGGAUUUUAGACCGUCGAGUUCCUCCUUCGACACCAUUCAAGAUUGAUGCAAUCACCUACAUAGGUUACAUAGCAGUAGAUUAUGUGAAGCAACAUUGCAGAGAUAGGCCGACAAUGACUGAAAUCUUAAAUAAGUUGGAAAGAGCCUUAACAGUUGAUGAGCUUGCAACUCAGGAUAUUGAAAGGGAGGAGCCCGAUGAUGAAGUUGCAGAGAUUAAGGAAUCAAUGAUGUAUGGUCGUCGUUGGAGUGUGAGUGAUGCUAGUAUAAGCAAAUACCAAGCCUUUGCUCAAACACUGCAACAAUAA
This is a messenger RNA of Ipomoea nil (Japanese morning glory), 1467 nucleotides long. Its product is annotated as serine/threonine-protein kinase-like protein CCR4. The record is from RefSeq and is a predicted model, not a curated record. Gene Ontology annotation, molecular function: protein serine/threonine kinase activity; ATP binding. Gene Ontology annotation, biological process: protein phosphorylation. NCBI's taxonomy places the organism in Eukaryota, Viridiplantae, Streptophyta, Magnoliopsida, Solanales, Convolvulaceae. The transcript is spliced from 5 exons. The coding region runs from base 1 to 1467 and encodes 488 amino acids.